AUGGGUAACCAAAAUAGUUGCUGUUGUUAUCGUAGCCCAUCACCUAUCCGCAAAGAUAUUGUGAAACUAGAAGAUUAUCUUCCAGAAGGUGAAGUUAGUUCAAAUAAUAUACAGCAUAUCAGUGAAAGGGAGCCAGAUGAUGGUGAUAUUGAUCCCUCUCAAGAUCCCAUUGCUGGUACUAUUUUUAUGGAGAGAUCAAAAGCUUCUAUUGAAAAUGGUAUGACAAGAAAAAGAAGCCAACAUCAAAUUGCAGAAAAUAAGAUGAAAAAAAGCAGUUCCUGUUCUACAAUUUAUUUAGAUGAUAGCACUGUUUCACAGCCUAACUUGAAAAAUACUGUCAAAUGUGUUGCUCUUGCUAUCUACUACCAUAUAAAAAACAGAACAUCUGAACGUAGGUUAGAUAUAUUUGAUGAAAAGUUGCAUCCUUUAAGCAAGGAUGGGGUCAGUGAUGAUUAUGAUAGGUAUAAUCCUGAACAUAAACAAAUUUAUAAAUUUGUACGAACGCUGUUCAAUGCUGCACAACUCACAGCUGAAUGUGCUAUUAUUACAUUGGUUUAUUUAGAGAGAUUGCUGAUAUGUGCCGAGUUAGAUAUAGCUCCAUCGAACUGGAAAAGAAUAGUAUUGGGAGCAAUUCUACUUGCUAGUAAGGUGUGGGAUGAUCAAGCGGUCUGGAAUGUUGAUUACUGCCAAAUUCUAAAGGAUAUCACAGUGGAGGAUAUGAAUGAGUUAGAGAGGCAAUUCUUAGAAAUGCUUCAGUUUAAUAUAAAUGUACCUUCUAGCGUAUAUGCAAAGUAUUAUUUUGACCUCCGAACAUUAGCUGAAGCCAAUGACUUGGCAUUUCCUAGUGAGCCUCUUAGUAAAGAAAGAGCUCAAAAAUUGGAAGCAAUGUCUAGAGUAAUGGAAGACAAGAUUUCUGCAGAAAUAGUUAAGAAUGGUUUAAAGAAAUGGUCAAGUUUAGACAAUGUCAAUUCUGGUGCUGGAGUAAGGCGCAGUGUUGCCAUACUUUCAUAA
Molecule: messenger RNA, 1011 nt
Organism: Pieris macdunnoughi
Lineage: Eukaryota; Metazoa; Arthropoda; Insecta; Lepidoptera; Pieridae
Source: the annotation of a GenBank genome assembly